Xenopus tropicalis (tropical clawed frog) is the source of this 4382-nucleotide messenger RNA. RefSeq names its product F-box and WD repeat domain containing 7 (gene fbxw7). Lineage: Eukaryota; Metazoa; Chordata; Amphibia; Anura; Pipidae. Gene Ontology annotation, cellular component: nucleus. The record is from RefSeq and is a predicted model, not a curated record. The coding region runs from base 639 to 2750 and encodes 703 amino acids. The transcript has 13 exons. Gene Ontology annotation, biological process: animal gross anatomical part developmental process; negative regulation of osteoclast development; positive regulation of oxidative stress-induced neuron intrinsic apoptotic signaling pathway.
CGCGCCCUCUCUCUCCCUCUCCUCCCGUGCCUGUCUCUCGGCGAGAAGCCUUCCUUCCGUGAGCUGCGUGCCUGCCCGUGUGGGCUCCAGGAAAGGCAGCGAAUGCCCCCGACUAGUCAUUCCACCCAGGUACCAUCUUCCUAAUAUUAUCUCAAAUAUGGUAUUGAUAUACGCACCAACCCAGUAGCAACGAAUAUUCUCUGCCAUCCUACAGCCUCUAAGCACUUGCCUAAUUGCCAACAAACUUAAGAAAAAACUUCUGGGCCAUGUGAUUUGAGCAUGAAUUCAAAGACUGUGAGCGACCUCUGACAGGAACAAUUCAGUGUAGUGAUAUAUGGAUUGUAUUGCCAAUAACUGGAUGUAAGAGUUUUUUACUGGGAACAGCAAACUAAAGAGUUUCCAAGUUUGCGAGAAAGACUUCUGAUAUUUUCCCAUUGUUAAAAGCGUGAUGUUCUUCUGAUGGCAGCACAAGUGAACACUUUUUGGACGUGACAUCAAAAUAUUUGCUUCAACCCAAAGGGAAUCCAGCCUCCCACUAUAGCAGCUGUGCCUUUUGACACCUAAAGCAGAAUGUGAAAACAUUUGUCUCAUCAGACAGUCUAGCCAAGGUCCAUGAAGUAGCAAGCUGGCUUUUGGAAAUGAAUCAGGAACUGCUGUCUGUGGGCAGCAAGAGACGACGGACUGGCGGUUCUGUACGAGGUAAUGCUUCGUCCAGCCAAGCAGAUGAGGAACAAAUGAACAGAGUAGUAGAAGAGGAGGAACAACAGCAAGUGGAGCUAAAUGGGGAGAUCGAUGAGGAUGCCCCUGGAAGCCUCGAAAGGAACGAGACCCAUCAGGAACAUUUGGAAGAAAACAAUAACAGCUGUACUAUAGCAGAUCAAGAAUCUGCGGAUCAGCCUGGGGAUCAUGAGCAUUCUCAGCAGGACGAAGAUGAGGACGAGGAUCAGGCCUGUGAUGCCGAAGACGAAGAUGAAGAGGAAAUGGACCAGGACAGUGAUGACUUUGAACAAUCUGAUGAUAGUAGCCGAGAAGAGGAACAUCGAAAUGGCAAUGACAUUCCCAAUUCUAAUAGUAUGGUGGGCAUGCCAAUAAACCAGCAAUCUAUCCCUUUCAACUCAAAAGGCAAGAUGAAGAGAAAGUUGGAUCAUGGAUCCGAGGUCCGCUCUUUCUCUUUGGGAAAGAAACCCUGCAAAGGCUCAGAGUACACAAGUACGACAGGGCUUGUGCCAUGUUCAGCAACACCUACUACGUUUGGGGACCUAAGAGCGGCAAAUGGGCAAGGUCAGCAAAGACGUCGUAUUACAUCAGUGCAGCCACCAACAGGCCUCCAGGAGUGGCUUAAAAUGUUCCAGAGCUGGAGUGGACCAGAAAAGCUCCUGGCUUUAGAUGAACUUAUCGACAUUUGUGAGCCAACCCAAGUAAAGCAUAUGAUGCAGGUCAUCGAACCCCAGUUUCAGCGGGAUUUUAUAUCCUUAUUGCCCAAAGAGUUGGCGUUGUACGUACUUUCGUUCCUAGAUCCCAAGGAUCUUCUGCAGGCAGCACAGACCUGUAGAUACUGGAGAAUCCUGGCAGAAGACAACCUUCUCUGGAGAGAGAAAUGCAAAGAAGAUGGGAUCGACGAGCCCUUGCACCUAAAGAAAAGGAAAAUUUCAAAGCCAGGCUUCACACACAGUCCGUGGAAAAGUGCUUACAUUAGGCAGCACCGAAUUGACACCAACUGGCGGCGAGGCGAAUUAAAAUCUCCAAAGGUGCUGAAAGGUCACGAUGAUCAUGUCAUUACCUGUUUGCAGUUUUGUGGUAACAGAAUAGUUAGUGGUUCCGAUGACAACACGUUGAAAGUCUGGUCAGCAGUAACUGGAAAGUGUCUGAGAACACUUGUUGGGCACACGGGUGGUGUCUGGUCGUCGCAAAUGAGAGACAACAUCAUUAUUAGCGGUUCUACAGAUCGGACAUUGAAAGUAUGGAAUGCUGAGACCGGGGAAUGUAUACACACUCUAUAUGGCCAUACCUCCACUGUGCGAUGUAUGCAUCUCCAUGAGAAAAGGGUUGUGAGCGGUUCACGAGAUGCCACCCUUCGAGUAUGGGAUAUUGAGACUGGCCAGUGCUUGCAUGUUCUGAUGGGGCAUGUUGCAGCGGUCCGAUGUGUUCAGUAUGAUGGCCGAAGGGUUGUCAGUGGAGCUUAUGACUUCAUGGUGAAAGUUUGGGAUCCCGAGACAGAGACCUGUUUACACACACUUCAAGGCCACACUAACAGAGUCUAUUCCUUACAGUUUGACGGCAUUCAUGUAGUAAGUGGUUCCCUGGAUACCUCAAUAAGGGUUUGGGAUGUGGAGACUGGGAAUUGUAUCCACACACUGACCGGACAUCAAUCCUUAACUAGCGGAAUGGAGCUGAAGGAUAACAUUUUAGUCUCGGGAAACGCAGAUUCUACUGUUAAAAUAUGGGACAUAAAAACAGGACAGUGUUUACAGACAUUGCAAGGUCCCAACAAACAUCAAAGUGCUGUGACUUGUUUACAGUUCAACAAGAAUUUUGUAAUCACCAGCUCUGACGAUGGGACUGUAAAAUUGUGGGACUUGAAAACGGGUGAAUUUAUUCGGAAUCUGGUCACGUUGGAAAGUGGCGGAAGCGGAGGUGUUGUAUGGAGAAUCCGAGCCUCCAACACAAAACUUGUCUGCGCUGUGGGAAGCAGAAAUGGGACAGAGGAAACAAAACUGCUGGUGCUGGACUUUGAUGUGGACAUGAAGUGAAGGCUGGGGAGACAAAGUUGUCCAUAUUUUUAGACUGCUUAUCCUCCUUUUUUCUGCCACCCCUUUCCUCCCCAGUUCUUCCCCUCCAAAAACAUCAGUUGGCCUUGGUGAAACAGGAUUCGGGCUUGGGGCAACAGAUCACAAAGACCUACAGAUCGUGGAUGUGAAGGCAUGAUAUCUUGUCACGAAAAAAAUAGACUUCCUUGCAGGGUUCCUUUUUCUUUUGCAAAAAGGAGGAAGUAAAUUAAAACCGGGUGAAAUUAUUUUUUGAUUUCUCUCAAACUGAUCUUACGGCAGCACCGGCGGUUGUUUUGGUGGACUGUCAUUAAUGCCAGAAAAACCUAUGUCACAAAGCUACAGAUAUUCACAAAACACAAACAAAUGCUGGUUGACUUUAAAAGAGAGCAUUUGAAACAAAGUCAUUUUCUGGUUUUAGAAAUGCUGAAAAAAAAUAACUGUGAAUUGUUUUUGUACAGUUUUAUCAAUUUUUGCCGACUUUUGCCAAUGUCAAUCAAUCACAGUAUUAGCCUCUGUUAUUUUACUGUUGCUUCCAUCUACACUCUUCAAUGCAUAUGUUGCCCUGGGCUGGCAAGCUAGUCCUCACGUUCUCAGAUGGAUGGAAAUCUCGAUGCUGGUGCUAGCAGUAGGUCUUUACAAAUGGGAUUGUUGUCCCACAGCUGUACUGUAUUCCCAGUGGCCAAACAUAUUUAUGCUGCUAACUGAAAGGAGAAAAAAAAAGCAAAAUUUCUUUUUUUUUUUUAUUAUUAUUAUUUUACUGCUGUGACGUUUUAGUCCCAGACUGAAUUCCAAAUUCGUUCUAGUUUGGAUAUGGAAAUAGAUUUUUUUUUCUUUUUGCCACUGAAAUUUGAACCCUCAGUGCCUCUAAGAGGCCGUAACUGGGACAAUUUCAGACAAUUAAGAGUGAAGUUUGCCUGCAAAUUAAAAAAAAAAAACAAAAACAAAAAAACAAAACUUUUGAGAGUGUGCAAAGCUUUUUUUUUUAUUUUAUAUAUAUUUUUUUUUUUUUUUAGCAAAAAUGUAAAAAACAUUCCUUAGAACAAAGCUGUUAUAGCCUGUUCUGUUGGGAUAUUUUUUUAUUUUUUGGAGGGCUGUGGUGAAUGUAAUUUCCGUAACACAACUGACAAGAUGUUUAAGAAAAAAAAGUACAAAACACGAAAUAUCUGAAACCAAUGUUGCUGGAUAGCCUUGAUAAUGACAGUAUUUGGGUGGAAAAACAACUGUUACAGUUUUCUAUAAAGGCAAUGCACAGGCCAAAAGGCUUUUGCUGCGCAAGCUUCACGUGCAAAUAAACAAUACCAUACAAUUGUCCGAUAAUUUGCCUCAUUUUCCAAGAGUCACAACUCAUGCUGAACUGUGAAAGUGGUUUAACACUGUAUCUAGGCAAUCUUUUUUUUUUUUUUUUCCUUUUUUUUUUCCUCCUCAUCCUGUAUUUUUAUUAUUUAUAGUCUGGUUUUAAAACAAUCAGAUUCCAUUUGGUUCAUUUACAGUUCUGUAACAACCUGACAUAAUGGAGGAAACAAUGUUUAAAGGGAUUGUGUCUAUGGUUUGAUUCACUUAGAAAUUUUAUUUUCUUAUAACUUAAGUGCAAUAAAAUGUGUUUUUUCAUGUUAA